Messenger RNA from Pseudoliparis swirei, 1860 nucleotides. It is a transcript of the gene eif2b3, whose product is annotated as eukaryotic translation initiation factor 2B, subunit 3 gamma. The record is from RefSeq and is a predicted model, not a curated record. Bases 314 to 1675 code for a protein of 453 amino acids. Gene Ontology annotation, molecular function: guanyl-nucleotide exchange factor activity; translation initiation factor activity. Gene Ontology annotation, biological process: cytoplasmic translational initiation; biosynthetic process. Lineage: Eukaryota; Metazoa; Chordata; Actinopteri; Perciformes; Liparidae. Gene Ontology annotation, cellular component: eukaryotic translation initiation factor 2B complex; guanyl-nucleotide exchange factor complex. The transcript is spliced from 12 exons.
CAGGUGUCAUCAUUCGAUGCUAGACGCUAGCGCGUUGUUUUUUGUUUUCCUCUACGUGAGCUGUGUCAAGUAGUUGAAUUAAACUUCUGCCGCCGACGCUCACCCGAGCGGGUGUUUGCUGUUCACCGGACGAGUCCCGCUGCUCGUGAGCUGUCGGUGCUGCGGCGGCACCGGUGGUCGCUCGGUGCUCCUCGUUAGCCGAGUGCUAACAACAGUGACAGCGAGCAACCGACACGCGAGUCUGACCCGCUGCUGGCGCUUCAAGCGGCUGCAGAUCAUCAGGCAACACUGACAGCUUUCCCCAGUGAACAUCAUGGAGCUCCAGGCGGUGUUGAUGGCGGCCGGUGGGGGUUCUCGCAUGCCGGAUCUGACAUACAACAUCCCAAAACCAAUGCUGCCCGUCGGCAACAAGCCCCUCAUGUGGUACCCGCUGAACCUGCUGGAGAGGGUGGGCUUUGAAGAAGUGAUCGUGAUCACCACCAAAGAGGUCCAUAAGAUGAUGAGCGCAGACCAAAAAAUUAAGGACGUGAAGAUGAAACUGGAUGUGGUUUCCAUCCAGGAAGACGGAGACAUGGGCACCGCAGACGCCCUCCGACACAUCCAGCAGAAGAUCAAGACGGACGUCCUGGUGGUGAGCUGUGACCUGAUCACAGAUGUGGCGCUUCACGAGGUGGUUGAUCUGUUCAGAGCCCACAAUGCAACGCUGGCCAUGCUGAUGAGCAAAAGCCAUGAAUUCACAGAGACAGUCCCAGGCCAGAAGGGCAAUAAGAAGACAGCUGAACAGAGAGACUUUGUGGGAGUGGAUCAGUCGGGGAAGAGGCUGCUGUUCAUGGCCAAUGAGGCGGAUCUGGAGGAUGGGUUAUCAAUUAGGAAGUCUAUCAUGAGGAAACAUCCCAGGAUGCACAUCAAAACGGGCCUUGAGGACGCUCACCUCUACUGUCUGAAGAAAGCCGUGGUGGACUUUCUCGCCGACAACAAGUCCAUCUCUUCGAUCCGGGGUGAGCUGGUGCCGUAUUUGGUGCGGAAGCAGUUUUCAAAAACAACCAACAGUCCCAAAAUCAAAGACGACGCAGAGGAUCAGAACCAGAAAACUAUAGACGGCUCCAGCAACCACGAGCUCCUCAUCUCCUCACGAGACGAGCCUCUCCUCCAGCUGGCCCAGGAGCGCUCCUGUUGGAACGACCACCGCGGUGACAUGAGCGAGGCGUACCACGGGGGAAAGCUCCGCUGCUACGUCCACAUCAUCGACCAGGGCUUCUGCUACCGCGUCAACACGCUGGCUGCCUACAUAGAAGCCAACCGGCUGGCCCCAAUGUUAUUUGAGGAGCCAGCCGUCCACCCAUCUGCUGUCAUUUCUGAGAGAUGUCAGAUGGGAUCCGACAGCAUCAUCGGAGCGCUGUGCCAGAUAGCAGACAAGACUUCCAUCAAGAGGUCCACCAUCGGGAACUCCACCACCGUGAAAGAGAAGGUCAAAGUCACCAACUCCAUCAUCAUGCACGGGGUUACCAUCGAGGAGGGGUGUAACAUCCAGGACUGCGUGAUCUGCAGUCAUGCGGUCAUCGGCCGAGGAGCGGACCUCAAAUACUGCCUGGUGGGAAGCGGACAGCGGAUCGAACCGGAGGCGGAGAGGACUAACGAGGUCAUCGUUGGAACGGACCAGCUGAUGGAGAUCUAACUCAUACGGGGAUGGAGCGGCGUCCUCGUCUCAUUAACCAAUCGGAGAGCAGCAAAACAUAGCGGACAACUAAUCCAUCAGCCGACUGACCGCCAGAAGCCUGGAGGCGGCGUGACAGUUCUAACUUCUCUUCUCAGGCUUUUUCUACAUUGUGUCCAAAUAAAUUAAGAGUUUAACCCCCAUAA